Molecule: messenger RNA, 809 nt
Organism: Linum tenue
Lineage: Eukaryota; Viridiplantae; Streptophyta; Magnoliopsida; Malpighiales; Linaceae
Source: the annotation of a GenBank genome assembly
GGCCUCACUCCUCAGCCCAACCCACUAGUCUCUAACCCUAGGUCAGGACUCAGGAGAUUGAAUCCUCUCCUCUCCUCGUCUCCUCUCCUCCUCGCACUCGCAGACAGACACAGACCGCACUCCGCAGUCGCACUCGCAGACCUCGCCCCUCGGCGGCUCGGUCCUCGGAAUCGCGAACUCGAAGCAAGCAGCAGCUCUCCUCGACACUCGACAGGCGGCGACUCGCCGCGCCGACUCCUCCUCCUCGGCAGACGGCAAGCGGCGACUCCACUCCUCCUCGGCAGGCGGCAGCUCAGCCCUCAGGGCUCGACCUCUCCAGUCCAGACCUCCGACUCCUCCGCGGCCCGCGCCGUUUCCCUGACAGCCCGACGCCGACGCCGUUUGCCCGACAGUCCUCCCCGGCGUCCCCGCCAUUGCCACGCCCACCAGCCACCGAGUCUCCUACACUCCAAGUCUCCAACAGGUCCGAGUCCGAAGUCCAGAAUCCAAACCCAAUCGACAUGACUGCCUCCACGAGUCGGAAACCGAGCAAACAGAAGAAUGUUGGUGGCGCCACCAACACCAAUACCGACAGUCAACAAAUUCCAGUUGAGGAAGUCCAUGUUUCGGAAAAGGAUUCAUCGGCCGGUGAUGCUCCCGUGGAGGUGGAGGGAGCUGCUGCCCGUCCCGGCUCUACUACAAAAAAAAAAUCUAAAACCAAAAAGAAAGGAAAUGAAGUCAAGAGCUGUGUGUUGGACUCAAUUCACAAAGUUCAAUGCCCCGGACGGUUACAAGAUGUCAAGGUGUAUGAAGUGUGGGAAGGAGUAUGA